Messenger RNA from Ambispora gerdemannii, 813 nucleotides. The record is from the annotation of a GenBank genome assembly. NCBI's taxonomy places the organism in Eukaryota, Fungi, Glomeromycota, Glomeromycetes, Archaeosporales, Ambisporaceae.
AUGGCAUGCAAAGAAUUUUGUGUUGGUUCUACAGACAAUACUUCAGCUAGAAGCUUGCGUAAAACUUCAAGAUUAUUGUCUCGAGUUCAUCUGUACCGAUCCUCAACUAUCAAAGAAUCGAUUGAUAUUCUACAUCUAAACCAAGAAAUUCUGUUGAGGCUUUUAAAACAUAAUAACCUUGGAAUCGAAGAGGGUAUUUUAUGGGACAAUGUGAUUAAAUGGUGUCGGUCACAAACACCUUUAAUCAACGAAAAGAAUGAUAAUAAUUAUACCAAUCUUUCAGAAUGGACUCUUGAGGAUUUUCGCGCGUUAGGAAAAACCUUAGAGCCAUUUGUCCCAUUCAUUAGAUUCUUUGAAAUUUCAUCAGCUGAUUUUUACGAUAAAAUCAGACCAUAUAAAAAAAGUUUGCCACCUGAAUUAUACGAAGAAAUGUUAGCGUUUUAUCUGAGAGGCGCGAAAUCCACGUUGAAUCAACUACCAGUCGGGGUUUCAUUGACCAAACUAGAUUCCAAUAUUAUCACAUGGAAACAUGCGGCACUAUUAGGCAACUGGAUAGAUCACACUGUAAAGCAUCGGAGAAAUCUAUACAGAUUCAAUUUAUUGUUCCGUGCCUCACGUGAUGGGUUCACAACUGCAUUUCAUCGAAAAUGUGAUGAGAAGGGCCGUACACCAGUUAUAAUGGUCCUAUUUACGGGCCAUUUCGGUAAUGGUGAUCUUGGUUUUGCGACGGGUGAAUUGGCUAUGGGGAGUUGCUAUAGGCGUAGUUAUGAUAAUCCGAUUAUGAGUAUCCCUGAUACUCGUUCGGAAUUUCAA